AAUCAAAGCUCGAUUCGAGCCGGAAGAACGAAGAACGCGGCUGACUUCAGGUGCGCGAGCACCACGCGGUUUCGCGGUGCGCUCGCGACCUGUCGGAUAAAAACGGCGGCGCGACAUCUCUGAUCGCGCGACGUACGUGGUACGUGCCCUCCGCACGCACGCACGGUCGCACGCACGUAGUACAUACGUACUCGCGGCUCGCGGCUCGCGCUCGCGGUAUUCACGGCACUCACGCAUUCACGCAACGCGACGCAACGCUACGCUACGCAUUCACGAACGCGCGCGCGCGCGCGCUACGACAACGGUGGGCGACAACGGGCGACGGACGGUGCGGACGGCGCGGUUACAACACCCGAGAUUGUGUUGGUGAUUAAUCAAAAAAAGGCCGUUCGCGAAAAUGGCCGAUGGACGCGAGCCACGGUUGUUUUCCACGCGGAGCCUGUACCAGUUGUGCGUGUCCGCGGUGGUCGACAGGUUUCGCACUUACAAACCGUGUCUCACCGAUCUGCCCAAGAGCGUGCGCUUCGAUCUCUACUAUCAGCUGUACAGAGAGAGGAGACUAUGCAUACUGGGGGCGGAAUUAAGCGAUCUGGAGACUUUCUCCAAGAUGCUCAAGGUCACCAAUCGGCGAUUACACCUCCUGAGAAUAUUUCAGGCACCGAUGGACCAUAAGAUAGGGAUAGCGGGACAUCUGGUCCACCAUUACGGCAGGGUAUGCUGCUCAAGUCCCUCUUCGCCAGACAAAUUGAUAAAUCUAGGUUUGAGACUCGGUGGAUUUCUCAGCGACGCCGGCUGGUAUUUGGAAAGUAAAAAGGUGCUGACAACCUGCAAGGAAUUGUGUGUGAAAUACAAUGACACCCCCAAGGAUUGGUGCAGAACAUUGGAUUGUUGUCACAAGCUGUUACAUGCACAAGCGGCAUACUGCGACUUUGAGAAAGCUGCAGAGACUCAUCAAAUUGCCAUGAAAAUGAUAGAAAAGUUAAAGAGCGAGCAGUACAAUAAUAGCAAUCAUGCUGCCCUUUUUGCAGAGUUCAGUGUACUAUUCUAUAUACGCAGUGAAUACGACGAAGCUUACAGAUGGAGCAUAGAAGCGUUAAAACAAUUGAAACCAUCGCUUCCCGCGGGAAUCAUCGUCGACGUUUUGAGACAAGCAGCGAAGUCAUGCGUGGUGAAGCGAGAAUUCCAAAAAGCCGGUUUGCUGAUUAAGGAGGCCGUAUAUCUCGCGAGAGAAGUAUUCGAUACGGAUCAUCCGAAGUAUAGCGACGUUCUCAUCGAUUACGGAUUUUUCUUACUAAACUUCGAUAGCAUCAGCAAUAGUGUAACUAUAUACAAGACUGCGUUAGAUAUUAGAAAAACGAUUUUUGGCAGGACUAAUCUUCAUGUUGCCUUAGCACACGAAGACUUAGCUUACGCUCUCUACGUACACGAAUACAGCUCUGGCAGAUUUGACGAUGCAAGUGAUCAUGCUGGAACAGCUAUAGAUAUCAUGGAGAAACAUUUACCCGCGAAUCAUUUGAUGCUCGCGAGUGCUAGGAGAAUAAAGGCACUUAUUCUCGAAGAGAUAGCUAUAGAUAACGCGUCCACACCGUUGUCUGAACAGAAUCUCUUACUCAAAUCCGAGUGUCUUCAUUUGUCUGCUUUAGAAAUGUCGAAAACUGCGUUUGGCGAAAGAAACGUACAAACGGCGAAACAUUACGGAAACUUGGGCCGCUUAUACCAGAGUAUGAGGAAGUUUCAGGAAGCGGAAGCGAUGCAUCUGAAAGCUAUUGGUAUUAAAGAAGAAUUAUUAGGACCCGAUGAUUAUGAAGUAGGUUUGAGUAUAGGGCAUUUAGCUUCAUUAUACAAUUUUCAUAUGAACCGGUACAGAGACGCCGAAAAGCUUUACCAUCGUAGUAUCUCGAUCAGCUUAAAGUUAUUCGGAAAGGGUUAUAGUGGUUUAGAAUACGAUUAUCGAGGACUUUUACACGUGUAUAAUAAGUUAGACGAUUAUGAAAAGAUAUUGGAGUACACGGAUAUAUUGAAUCAUUGGAAGGAGCUUAGAGAUAAACACGCUCAAUCUGAGGAACCACCGAUUGAUGUACAAAAACGUCCACAGCCAAUCGCAAACGUAAUGAAUGUGUUCUUUUCCAUGUGAUAUAUCAAUAAGUGUGUCUAAUUCAAAUUUUAUGUCAUUGUAUAUCAUCGAGCAACUUACUGGUCCGUUGCGUUUACAAGACAUUUUUGGGCCAAAGUAGGGAAAAGAAAAAAAGUUAUUAAGUCGCAGAAAUUAGAAAUUUGUAAAGCAUUGAUCUGAUCGUACGAGUAAUACAGGUGACUCUUGAAUAACACGGUACUUGGAACUGCACGGAGUCUCGAGUAGCACGGCAAAAAAUUGUGGCAACCCUUGAACAACACGGUACUUGAGUGAAGUUGGAAUAACACGGUCAUUCAAUUAAGGCUCCUAGUCGUAGCAGUAGAAAUAGGGUCAUUUCUCGCCUCAAUAGCAAGAACUUAAUAUGACCACGAUGACUACCCAGGGGGUCGAUUGUGUAUUUUAUAUUGGGGGUAUUACAUGAAUCACCAUUUAAGAAAUCAUUCGAAUAAUGCAGAAUUUAUAAGAGAUAUCAAACUCUCUUCAGCAAUCAAGGAGUAAUCACAUUGCACGAGUUUUUUUGUGCUUCCUGUAAGUAUUCGAAGAAGUCCAUAUUUCUCGUACCAAUAUUUAUUAAAAUGUAUUUGGGGAUAACGUACGUAGUUGUCGUGACAGAGAGGAGUAGUGUAUAGUUGAAACGAAUUGAAAAUUACAAAAGUGAACAGAUUUACUAGAAGUCGACAAAUAAAGUCGUAGAUACUCUAGUGAAUUUCCUCACUUUUGUAAUUUUCACCUCGUUUCAAGAUACGCAAUCGAGCCCCAGGAACCUAAAAAAAUGCACAUACUUAGAAGCGGGAGUAGAUCUUGAUAUAUAUAUAUUCUAGUAAAUUUGAAAGAGAUAUAUAUGUAAUCUCUUAAAAUUUGAACGAAAUAUAUAUAUACAUAUAAUCUCUUAAAAUCACAUGCCCAAUUUUAUAUGGAUCUGGAAUCUUGACUUGCACGGUUUUCAAUAACACGGAACUAAUUAAUCGUGUUAUUCGAGGGUUACCUAAUAAUUCUGUAUGUCUUAUGUUGAUAUUUUAUAACAUUAAUAAAUUAAGUAAUUGUCAGUGCGAUAUUAAUUCAAAUUUAUGCAGUGUUAAUUUAAUGAUAUUAAUUCAAAUUUAUUGAAAAUGUUAAUUUAAUUUAUAAAUUAUUUGAAGGGUACAGAGAAAAAAUGAUCUAUCCUGAGUAAUUUCGAGAAAGACGCAAUUUUAAGUUUUAAGACAUUAGAAUAUCUUAAAAAGCUAUUGAAAAAAGUACUAGCAGUAAAUACUAAGUAUCGAAAUGCAUAAUGUUUAUUUAGUAUUUACAUUGUAUGUUGGAUUCUGAUGGAUUCUUCCGCACAAACACGUGGAUUAUGAUCGUUUUUCCCCAGCACGAUAUAUUUGGCGUUUCUUUGAAAGUUCCAUGUUUCAAGAUAACAUGAUCAGAUCAAUUUCGACAAAACAUAGCUUUCCCCUUGUUUCGUUUUUCCCUUGUACCUUUCAUUUUUAUUAGUCACGAUACUGCAAUAUAAACAUUGAGGGCUUCUUUUUUUAGUUUGAGUUGCUGUGCUUGUGUUGAAUUAUAUUAGACUCGAUGUUUAUCUACGUUUUAUCUCGAUGUAUUGAGAAUUUUUGCGCAUAAAAAUAUAUCUUUUUUAAAUAUUUUGUA
Messenger RNA from Temnothorax curvispinosus, 3766 nucleotides. RefSeq names its product amyloid protein-binding protein 2 (gene Pat1). The coding region runs from base 398 to 2134 and encodes 578 amino acids. Gene Ontology annotation, molecular function: protein binding. NCBI's taxonomy places the organism in Eukaryota, Metazoa, Arthropoda, Insecta, Hymenoptera, Formicidae. Gene Ontology annotation, biological process: intracellular protein transport. The transcript is spliced from 9 exons. The record is from RefSeq and is a predicted model, not a curated record.